Molecule: messenger RNA, 535 nt
Organism: Drosophila obscura
Lineage: Eukaryota; Metazoa; Arthropoda; Insecta; Diptera; Drosophilidae
Exons: 2
Coding region: 184-519 (111 amino acids)
Source: RefSeq, a predicted model, not a curated record
UGGAUGAGGUGGGAGAAAAUUUUAAUGAGAUCAUCGAAGGGGACUAUAUUUUCGGUCGUAACCAGAAGAAGGCCGAUGUGUUGCGCACCCUAACCAAAGCGGAUGUGAUUCGCUUCCUUAACGACACGAAACCCACCAAUUUGCGCAAACUGUCAGUUCAGGUUAUUGGGCAUAAACCGACAAAUGCAGAAGACCAAGAUGAAGACGAAUUCGAAGAGGAAGACGAAUUCGAAGAGGAUGACCAAUACGAAGAGGAGGAAGAUACCAUUACCUAUUUCAGAAACGGCCUUGAGACUUACCCAAAGAGCACGGUGGAACCAAGUACCCUCGGAAACUAGCCUUAGCCCUGCCCUGAGCAAUCUAAUUAAUAUAGAGUUGCAUACAAUCCAGACCAAGUCAGAUCCGUCUGCUGAUGAAUUUCAGUUUUAUCGAAUAUUGUUAUUAAGAAAAAUAUUUUAUCACAUUUAUCAUCUUCUAAAUCGUCUGACCAAGUCAGGACAAGGAAACCAUUCAUUCUAAGUUUAAUUGAAUUAUC